ACCGCUUCCCAGGAACAAGCGGUAUCAAAUGAACCCUGACCGACGCAGAAACCACCAAAACCACUAACCUCCUCAGCCGUUUCCCUCUCCCCUUAUCCCUCACACAUAUAAGAAACACCCAACCACGCUCUCUCUCAAUAUCUCAAAUUCUCACACCCACACUUCCAAAUUAAACACCCUAACCUCACACCAACAACAACAACAACAGAAAAAAUCAUACAAGAAAAUUGUACAACACACCUAUAGCGUGAUGGCUAUGACCCGAAAGGAAAUGGAUCGGAUCAAGGGUCCAUGGAGCCCAGAGGAAGAUGAAGCGCUUCAGAAAUUGGUGGAGAGGCACGGACCGAGAAACUGGUCCUUGAUCAGUAAAUCGAUUCCGGGCCGAUCUGGGAAAUCGUGCAGGCUGCGGUGGUGCAACCAGCUCUCACCGCAGGUUGAGCACCGCGCCUUCACUCCGGAGGAGGAUGAUACCAUUAUCAGGGCGCACGCUCGGUUCGGGAAUAAGUGGGCCACCAUCGCUCGCUUACUUUCUGGCCGGACUGAUAACGCCAUCAAGAACCACUGGAACUCGACGCUUAAGCGGAAGUGCUCGUCUAUCUUCGCUGCAGACGAUCUCGCCGCCGGUGGUGGUGGUGGUGAUUUCUGUCCUCAGCCGCUCAAGCGAUCCGCUAGCGCCGGGUUACCGGGAAGUCCUGCCUGGUCUGACGUGAGUGAUUCUGGCUGUCACGUGGCGGUUUCACCCUCGCACGUGUUCCGUCCGGUGCCGGUUCGGCCGUAUGUUGAAACGGCGUCGUCGUGUGAGGAUGACGACGGACCUCCUACUUCGCUGUCGCUGUCUCUCCCCGGGGUGGACUCUGCUGAGGUGACGAAUCGAGCGGCGCCGGUGAUGGCUGCUCCGAUUUGUCCUGCGCCGGUAACGGUGGUGCCGGCUCAGGUGACGGCGGCGCAGGAGGGUGUGUUUGGUGCGGGUAAUUUCAGCUCGGAGUUGAUGGCGGUGAUGCAUGAGAUGAUAAGGAAGGAGGUGAGGAGUUACAUGGAGCAGCAGCAGAAUGGGGUGUGUUUUCAGGGUGUUGAUGGGUUCAGGAACGUGGCGGUGAAGCGAAUGGGGAUUAGCAGGGUUGAUUCUUAAUUAAGUGGAUUAGAGAACGUGAUUAGUGUUAAUUAAUCAAAAUGGGGUUUCCUAUGCAAGAUGGAAAAGCCUUUUUUCCCUUCUGUUUUAGGCAAUAAUUUUGGUGAUGUAUAGAGAGGGGAGAGAGAAAGAGAGAGAAGGGGAAAUUAAAUUAUUUUCCAUAGAAGCUGAUGAAAGAUAAUUAUGGCAAAUCUGAAGUUUCUCUCUUUGCUUUGUCCUGUUAUCCAGGUUUAGUUGGAGGAAAAUAUUAGAUCAGAAAAAAAGAAUGGAAGAAAAUGGAGUAGGAUAAGAACAACAUUGAAUAUCCUCAAAUUUUCAGUAUGAAGUUUAAUUUAUUUUCUUAUGUGUACAAGCAUAAAUGUAAAUACUUGUUUUAGCUCAAACCCAGAAUUAGGCAAAUAAUUUUAUGCGCACCAGCUUCAAAAGGCAAAUUGGUAACAA
Molecule: messenger RNA, 1570 nt
Organism: Lotus japonicus
Lineage: Eukaryota; Viridiplantae; Streptophyta; Magnoliopsida; Fabales; Fabaceae
Product: transcription factor MYB73
Exons: 1
Coding region: 251-1129 (292 amino acids)
Biological process (GO): regulation of DNA-templated transcription
Cellular component (GO): nucleus
Molecular function (GO): DNA-binding transcription factor activity, RNA polymerase II-specific; RNA polymerase II cis-regulatory region sequence-specific DNA binding
Source: RefSeq, a predicted model, not a curated record